Anopheles nili is the source of this 2256-nucleotide messenger RNA. RefSeq names its product dynein axonemal intermediate chain 3-like. The coding region runs from base 1 to 2256 and encodes 751 amino acids. Gene Ontology annotation, cellular component: inner dynein arm. The record is from RefSeq and is a predicted model, not a curated record. The transcript is spliced from 2 exons. Lineage: Eukaryota; Metazoa; Arthropoda; Insecta; Diptera; Culicidae. Gene Ontology annotation, molecular function: dynein light chain binding; dynein heavy chain binding. Gene Ontology annotation, biological process: cilium movement involved in cell motility; inner dynein arm assembly.
AUGAACCGAUCGCUGUGCAUCGGACGCAGUGUUUGUGCGAUGGAUUGGCACUCGGAGCAGUCGGGCAUUUUUGUGGCCUCGUACACGUUCGAGACGCUAUCGGAUCUCGCCACCAGUCUGCAGAAACCCUCGGAACGACCCUUUGGAGAUAAUCUCAAUAGAGCGACGUUCGAAGCUUGCACUGUGCUGCUGUGGAGCUUCGAGGACACGCUCGAACCGCUGCUCGAACUGAAGACGAUCCGCGAGGUGACGAGUCUCUCGUUUUGCCCGUACGAUGCCAAUCUGCUGGUAGGUGGGCUGUCAAACGGCCAGAUAGUGCUGUGGGCCGACUUGACCGACGAGAUCGAACGAGUAGAGCGAGCCAAAAGGGCCUCUAGUGGGUCGAGUGAAUAUCGGCGUCAAAUUCGCGCGAUCAUGGAGUACCCGAUCGAGGAGAAGAUCGAUCGGUUGGUGAAUCCGGCAGCCGUAAGUUCGCUGCAGCACUCUUCCAGGGGUGCGAUCACCAGCAUUAAGUGGCUUCCACGAAAUCACUACUGCACCACCACAGGACACGUGAAACCGCACGCGGACAAAGAGUUCCGUUUCAUGGUGACGGCCUCACUAGACGGGAGUGUGUGCAUUUGGGAUUUGGAUUUCGCAACGCCUGCCCUUCAGAAGCUGUUGGCGUCGGCGAAAGUCAACAAGGCACAGCAAGCCGAAAGGACGAUGUACCAGCGCGUGAAUAAUCUGUUCUUUCCGAACUUCAAGUUGCUUUGUGAGGUGCCUAUCAUGGCGCUGGUAAUCGAUGAAGCGAUCUAUCUUUCGACACCUCUGGACGAGUGUACGACUUUAACAAAGCGUGUUAAGCACCGGCUAGAGCCAGUCCCGAUGGCCUGUGAGAUGAGCAUUAUGUUGGGAUCGCUCACUGGGCAGAUCGUUGAGGCGUCCUGGGAAGGAUACGAUUUCGAGCAGUGCACAAUAGUGACGGAUGAGUCGGUGCAAGUAGCUCAUGUUCGCGGUUCUAUCCACGAUGGUCCGAUCCUGGCGAUGGAACGCAAUCCAAUCGUCCAGAGCGUGUUCCUAUCUAUCGGUGGUCACGUGCUGGCUAUUUCGAGUCAGGACGACAAGAGUUCGCCGGUGUUCUGGCGAAAGAAGAGCGCAAUGGUGACUGCGGCCCGAUGGAGUCUCGAUCGCGUGUCCGUUUUCUUUAUCGGGCUGAGCAACGGUGACUUCGAGAUCUGGGAUUUGAAUCUGAGAACAUUUCGUGCAAGCAUUUGCAUGAACCUUGGGGCGGAAGCGCUCACGUCCAUUUCCCAGCACCGGUUGGCGAGUGCGCGACACUGUUUGGCUGUUGCUGAUCAUAACGCGAACAUUCGCAUCUUCGCGAUCGCGCCCGGGUUUGUGAACCCCGUACCGAACGAGGAGGAAACGUUCCGUGGCAUGAUACAGCGAGAGCUUUCGCGCAAGGCUGAGCAGAUCGGUUGGUGUAAGGCUUAUUACAAGCGGAAUGCGGCCGCCAUCGAAGCCCAGCUUCAAGCGGAAGCCGAAGCCAGAGAGCUGAAACUGCAGGAGGACGCUGAACGGGUGAAAACUGACGCCACAGAAGGAAAAUCGGAAGCCUCGGUGAAGGCAAAGAAAGCGCAAGAACUCGACAAACGGUUGCCGUUGAGCGAACGGUUGGAGCAAAAGUACCAAGCUAAGCAUUUCCAAACGUUGCUGCGCCAGUUGAUGGCACGCCGAAACGUCAGCCCAGAGCGAAUGGCUCGGCAGAUGCGUCCGGUAGUGGAACGUCGCCGGUACAAUGCCGAAAAGCGCCAAGCCAUCGAUGCAAACCUCGCGCUUAUGGAGGGCGAUUUUACGGGCGUACAUAAGUUGUUGCGUCCCGCGGAAAAAUCCACGGAAAAUCGCAGUACGCCUGAUCCGAAUCGAUCAGAGCGCGUGGAAAACCUCCGGCAGCAUAUCGCCGACUACGGGCGCGUCGAAUCGGAAGCUCAGGAAGCGUUACGGACGCAUUAUCUGCCAACGAUGGAGUCAUUUACGGAGGUGCUGAUGAAGAGCAAAGAUCGUCGCGAUAGGGUUAGCAUCGUCGUCGGGACGAAUUUGCACCACUUGCUGGGUUACGAGAACAAGCGAAGCCUUCGUAGGCAAGGCGUAGCUCCAAGGACACUGCUGGAGGAUCUUGAACCGAUUGGUGAGGACGAGGAUGCCGCUAAGGAUCCUGAUCAGGCUGAAGAAGACGAUCAAGCUAAUGUAAAUCGCAAAAGCGUGAAUAAUUAG